This is a messenger RNA of Cavia porcellus (domestic guinea pig), 1466 nucleotides long. RefSeq names its product sulfotransferase 1C2. Lineage: Eukaryota; Metazoa; Chordata; Mammalia; Rodentia; Caviidae. Gene Ontology annotation, cellular component: cytoplasm. The transcript is spliced from 8 exons. Bases 388 to 1272 code for a protein of 294 amino acids. Gene Ontology annotation, biological process: sulfation. Gene Ontology annotation, molecular function: sulfotransferase activity. The record is from RefSeq and is a predicted model, not a curated record.
CAUAGGUGCAGCUACACCCAAGCCCUGCCCAUCUUAGACUUUCUGCUUAACACGGGUGACAGGGCUCACAGAGGGAAGGCUCCUAGGUGUUUUCUCCUGCAUCUGCAUUUGCAGGAGCCCAGAGCUUCGAAUCACAGUGCAGGGUGGUCAUGCGUCCUGGUGGCAGAUCUUGGUGGUGUCUCUGAGCCCAAGCACUCCCAGAGUGGCUCCUGGGGACUACGCUGGCAGCUGCAGCUUGGGACCUUGAGGUGCCCGUGACCAGGAGCAGACUCUGCGCGUUAGCCUUUGGUUGGGCUUCUGGCUGCUGACUCCCAGAAGGCGGGAUGGUGCAAGAGGACUGCUGUGCUGAACUUGUGUGUGUGUAGGGCUCCAAUCAUACAGGACACCAUGGCUGAGGACACAAAGUGUAGGAAGCCUUUGGCAGAGGUGGCAGGGGUCCCCCUGCAGGCUGCCACUGUGGACAACUGGAGCCAGAUCCAGAACUUUGAAGCCAAGCCUGACGACCUCCUCAUCUGUACCUACCCCAAGUCAGGGACAACGUGGAUUCAGGAAAUCGUAGACAUGAUUGAACAGGAUGGAGAUGAGGUGAGGUGCCAGCGGUCCAUCAUUCAGCACCGCCACCCAUUCAUCGAGUGGGCACGGCCACCCCAGCCCUCGGGUGUGGACAGAGCCAAUGCCAUGCCCUCCCCUCGGACACUGAGGACGCACCUGUCCACAGCACUGCUGCCAACUUCUUUCUGGGAAAAUCACUGCAAGUUCCUUUAUGUGGCUCGGAAUGCCAAGGACUGCAUGGUAUCCUACUACCACUUCCAGAGGAUGAACCAAGUGCUCCCCGAACCAGGCACCUGGGAAGAGUACUUUGAAACCUUCGUCAAUGGGAAAGUGGCCUGGGGCUCCUGGUUUGACCAUGUGACAGGAUGGUGGGAUGUGAGGGACAGACACCAGGUGCUCUUCCUUUUCUACGAGGACAUAAAGAGGAACCCAAAGCAGGAAAUUCGGAAGGUGAUGCAGUUCAUGGGAAAGGACUUGGGAGAAGCAGUGCUGGAUAAAAUUGUCCGGGAGACGUCCUUCGAGAAAAUGAAAGAGAAUCCUAUGACAAAUCGCUCCACAGUUCCCAAAUCUCUCAUGGACCAAUCCAUUUCCUCCUUCAUGAGGAAAGGAACUGUGGGGGACUGGAAAAACCACUUCACGGUGGCCCAGAAUGAGAGGUUUGAGAAAAUUUACAGGGAAAAGAUGCAAGGCAGUUCCAUCCGCUUCUGCGCAGAACUCUGAACCAGCCAUGAAGGAGCCCCAGCAUGGGCCUCGUCCUCAGCCAGAGGAAGCUCUGAAAGCACAUGGCGCAUGCAGGGGAGCCUGGCACCCCUGAUAUCAAGGCUUCCUUCUGAAGGACCAUAUCCAAUGCCAGUUUCUCCACAGCUUUCCUAAAGUGAGAAAUAAGACCACUUAAUAAACUCAGUCAAAUAUAA